This is a messenger RNA of Scophthalmus maximus (turbot), 3599 nucleotides long. RefSeq names its product dynein axonemal assembly factor 5-like. Gene Ontology annotation, cellular component: cytoplasm. Gene Ontology annotation, biological process: cilium movement; inner dynein arm assembly; outer dynein arm assembly. NCBI's taxonomy places the organism in Eukaryota, Metazoa, Chordata, Actinopteri, Pleuronectiformes, Scophthalmidae. Bases 128 to 2665 code for a protein of 845 amino acids. Gene Ontology annotation, molecular function: dynein intermediate chain binding. The transcript has 14 exons. The record is from RefSeq and is a predicted model, not a curated record.
AAUUAUAGUAGGCACAAGAGGCGAGACACUGAGUUACCUCAUUUGAAAAUGCAAAACCUGACCGAGAUCACCACCUGAAAGGACAAGCACAAUUUCUGAGGUGCUGGUUGCUGUAGCAACAGUCAAGAUGGCAGCGAUGGCGGCCGGAGACGAGCAUGCUGCCGCCGGAGUUUUGAGAGGACUCGCUCGACACUUGAACUGUUUGAACGAAGACAAGUCGACACGGAAGCGGGCUCUCGAGCAAAUCAAGAGAGAGACCGUGGAUAAAGGACUUUCCGGCGGCGUCCUACAGGAGGUUUUCUCCGCCCUGCUCAAGCCUCUGCUCAAAUGUCUGUCAGAUCCGAUUGAGCGAUGCAGAGAAACCGCAAUAGCGGUGAUAGCGGAAUUUAUUCGCUGUGUCCCCAAACCGGAAGAGUCGCUGCCUUAUCUCAUGCCCUGCCUGGCCCAGAGGCUCGGGGAGAGCGAGAUCCUGGAGCCGGCGGAGGAGCUGCGGCUCUCGGCGGUGGAGAUGUUGACUCUGACAGUGGAGGUGUGCGGGAAGCACUUGGCGCCGUAUGUGAACGAAAUGAUCAACAUACUGCAGAGGACCAUCGCCGACCCCUUCCCGGACGUCAAGAGAGAAAGCUGCAAAUGCACUGUCAAGUUCGCGGAGUGUGUGCCAGAGCACUUUUACAUGCAAGCUGAGAGCCUGGUCAAGCCCCUCAUGCAGACGAUUACUCAUCAGCACUCCCGAGUGCGAGGGUCUGUCAUCGAAGCCACCAGGGUCGUCAUUCAGCAUGGCACUGGGAAAAACGUGGAUGAUGUGCUCUCUCACCUGGCACAGAGACUGUUUGACGACUCACCACAGGUGAGAAAAGCGGUGACUGCAGUUGUUGGUGAUUGGCUACUUCACAUGAGAGACAGAUACUCUUAUUUCCACAAACUCAUCCCUCUCCUGCUGAGCAGCAUCAGUGAUGAGAUCCCAGAAAUAAGACUUCUAGCUGCUGAUUUAUGGAGACAGGUGGGAGCACAGUGGGAGGAGGAGAAUGAGGACGAUAUCAAGGACAAGAUGGAUUUCCUCCUCGCCCCACCUCCCUUCUACCCACCAGGAGUGGAGCGUCCAGGGCUGGGCUGCAGAGAGUUGGUGGUGAGAAAUCUGGGCAGGUUGGUGCCGGCCAUCGCCCAUGAUGUAACUGACUGGCUGGUGCCCACACGGGUCAGGACUUCUCAGUUGCUUUCUGUGCUGCUGCUCCACGCCGAGGACCACAGCACCCAGCAUCUGCAGCCUCUCCUGGCUACUCUCUACCGGGCCUGCACUGACACCGAGAGGGACGUGGUCAGCAAUAGCCUGGCAGCUGCUAAACUGCUGGGGACCUUUGUCCCUCCUGCUGUCUUCCUCAAGUUGCUGCUGGAUCACGUGACGACGCCCUACUCUUCCUCUCAUCCCUGGACCCCCCUCAUGGUGCUGGCUGCAGUGCUGGGUGGCUGCUCCCGACCCCUCCUUAAACCACAUCUCGAACAGAUUGCCAACACACUGACCAGGCACGAUGUCUGCCAGGAAUAUCAACAGGUUAUAUACUUGGAGCAGUUGUUGGCCUGUGUGGAUGUGCUGCUGCGUCAGUGUGAGUCAGACUGUGGCUCAGUCAGCCUCCAGCUGCUGCAGGUGUUGGUCACUGUCCAGAGUCUCUCCACUGAAACAAAUCUCAGUGAAAAGGCCUUGGAGAGUGUGCAGUGCUUGUGUAAGGUGCAGGGCCUGGACUCGGUGAUGGAGCUCUAUAGACAACAUAUGGUCCAGCUGCUGGCCUGGCUGUCUGCUUCUGUCAACACCUGGUCCAGUUACUCCCCACAGAGGCUCCAACUGCAUAUCAUAGUAGUACAACCAGGUCCAGUGAUAGGGGAGUUUGUGAGCCAGUUGAUGCCCCUGCUCCAGAUCUGCCUCCAACCAGACAAAGACCCAGAAAUGAGACUGAGCAUCUUCACAAUGCUUGCCAAGUUGUUACUGGAUGCAGGCAACACACUGGAUUCCAAGGGGCAUUUCCGUGAGGAGUCCGAGAAGUUCCUGUGUGACGUCCUGCUUCCUAACCUGGUGUGGCACGCAGGCCGCAUUGCUGCUGCCAUCCGCACCUCAGCCCUCAGCUGUCUGUUGGCCCUGCUGCAUGGAGGGGCAAUCACACCAGGACAGCUGCUGUGUCUUGAGGAGAAGCUCCGGCCCCAGGUGUUGUCGGCCCUGGACGAGGACUCUCAGAUGGGCAGACUGUUCGCCUGCCGAUCUGUGUCCACCAUUCUCAAACUCAUAGGAAACAGUCUGCACCCCGACGCCCUCAACAAGUUCUAUCCCGAGCUGCUGAAACGUCUGGACGACAGCAGCGAGGAGGUGCGCGGCGUGGCUCUACAGGCCAUCGGCCAUUGGCUGUCCAACCUGACCAAAGAUUACGACCCUGAGCUCUGCGCUCCCCAUCUGCAGCUCCUCUUCCAGCAGCUUCUGCUGCACCUGGACGACCCCGAUGCCUCGGUCCAGGAUCGAGUGUUGGAGAUCCUGAAGAAAGGCAGCUUGGUCCACCCAGCCCUCCUGAAGAGGGAAGUGGAGGCUGUGAGAGACAAACAGCGGAGUCCUCACUACUGCGACCAGCUGCUCCAGCACAUCAGCUCACUGCCCGCAGAGACAACAGCAGACUGUCCUGAGUGACGUGAAACACGUACAAAAACAAACAGACUAUGGGGGUCAUAUUGUAGCGAUAUUAUUUGUGUGUGUGUGUGUGUGUGUGAAAGGUGAUGAGAAAUUGCUGCUGCACUUGCCAUACCUCAGCUCAGGGUAAAAAAAAAAGAUAAAUCGCAACACACAUUUGCGGAUCUGUCACGACAGAAGUGUCGCAAAAAUCAUGUGUAAAACGCUUGCGUUGUAACCGAUGACUAUCUAUAUUUCCAGCUCUUUGAGCAAAACACUUUUUUCACCUUUCAUUCAUUAAUAUCUAUGUAUGCAUUUAUCUAUACAUUCAAAGAUCUAUACACGCAUUUGCAGAUUUGUUUACAGACACAUCUGAUAAGACACACACAGAUUGUGAUACAGUUGCACAACUCUCCACACUUGCAAAUUCCUGUAUGGAUUCACAAAUCUCGGCACACAUUUGCAGAUUCUUUCACACACACACAUACACACACACGAUAUAGCUAGAAUAUUAGCCCCAUAACAGACAGCCUUAAUUUUAGGAGAGGUUUUUUUAUAAUAGUUUUCCAAAUAAAAGUAAAGCAUAUGUUUUGACAUAACAGGCCCGACAUUAAAGAGUUUUUCCUCUUUGAGAUGAUUUUAUUUUCUUCUUUCUUUCUUUCUUUUUUUUAUGGUUAACUUUUUACUAUGAUCCUUCAAGCUUUGACCAGUUGUCAAGGAUAUUCUUUUUCUGCAUGUGUUGCAUUUAAUUGCUUUGCUUCUGAUAUUUGGUUCAAAUGAAGACAAGCUGAUGUUUGAUUCACUGUGAUUGUGUUUCCAUAUUCCAAUGAAACUCUCAUUCCUGUAGCCAAACUCUCAACUUCCCAGCUUUCAGAUGGUGCUGAGUCUGAGAUGAGCUGGCUCGUGUUUUUGUUUUCAAAAUAAUGUGUUUAUAUUAAAUAUAACCAUAUUUGUA